AUGAAAAUUACUCCUCAAAAAACAACACAAAUUGUUUCGAUACUAAAAUCGGGUCAAUCAACCAGAGAAGUGGCUCGACAGUGUUGCGUCAGCCAAACGACAGUGCAAAAAAUAAAAAAUAUAGGUUGUCCUAACGCUUUACCUCGACUAAAAGGAAGACCUAAGUGUUCUACCCCACAAGAUAGACGAAGACUUGCUCACUUUUUACAAAUGGGAGAAGCAUCUUCAUCUUCAAUGGCGGCCAAUCUAUUACAACAAUACACGGGGAAAAAAGUAAGCAGGUGGACAGCUUCGAGAAUUCUCAAGGAACAAAAUUUUCUGUGUGCCGAAAAAAAGAGAAAACCCGCAAUUUCCAAAAAAAAUAUGAAGGCUAGGUUAAAGUUUGCUAAAGAUUAUAAACACUGGACAGAAAAAGACUAG
Molecule: messenger RNA, 420 nt
Organism: Daktulosphaira vitifoliae (grape phylloxera)
Lineage: Eukaryota; Metazoa; Arthropoda; Insecta; Hemiptera; Phylloxeridae
Exons: 1
Coding region: 1-420 (139 amino acids)
Biological process (GO): DNA transposition; DNA integration
Molecular function (GO): DNA binding
Source: RefSeq, a predicted model, not a curated record